CGCAAGUGCCAACCCACAGCCAUCCACAUUAACUCUCUCUAUCUUUCUCUCUCUAGGAAAACAAAACAAAGAAAUAAACGAAGGGGAGUGAAGUGAUGCAGAUGAUCUCCAAAGCAUCUUGUGCCAUGGCUACCCUCCCUUGCUCCAGGGUGAGGAGUGGGCUUUGCAUAUUGCCAGGCAUGAGGCAACUUAGCCUUAGUAAAGGUCUUGUGUAUGGAUUCACGCGUUUGUUGUCUACGCCAUUUAAAACCUUGCGUGGAGCAAGUCGAACACUCAGAGUAGCCCAGUUUUGCAGUGUUUCUAACAUGUCAUCCUCAUUGCAAAUUGAAUUGGUGCCAUGUCUUAAGGACAAUUAUGCAUAUCUCUUACAUGACGAGGAUACAGGCACAGUUGGAGUUGUCGAUCCGUCUGAAGCUACACCUGUUAUAGAUGCUUUAAGUCGGAAAAACUGGAACUUAACUUAUAUACUAAAUACUCAUCAUCAUCAUGAUCACACAGGUGGGAAUCAAGAGUUAAAAGCAAGAUAUGGUGCAAAGGUAAUUGGUUCGGGAGUCGACAGGGAUAGGAUUCCUGGCAUUGAUAUAGUUCUGAAUGAUGGGGAUAAGUGGAUGUUUGCAGCCCAUGAGGUGCAAGUAAUGGACACUCCUGGCCACACCCGAGGCCACAUUAGUUUCUACUUUCCUGGUUCUGGGGCUAUUUUUACUGGAGAUACUUUAUUUAGUUUAUCAUGUGGCAAGCUUUUUGAAGGAACACCUGAGCAGAUGCAUUCGUCCCUCAGGAAAAUCGUGUCACUGCCUGAUGAUACAAAUAUAUAUUGUGGUCACGAAUAUACAUUGAGUAAUUCAAAGUUUGCACUGUCCAUAGAACCAAAUAACGAGGCACUCCAGUCGUAUGCAGCCCACAUAGCACAUCUUCGCAGCAAAAGUUUGCCAACAAUUCCAACUAAGCUAAAGGUUGAAAAGGCUUGCAAUCCUUUCCUCCGCACAUCAAGUACAGAAAUCCGGCAGACCUUAAACAUUCCAGCAACAGCAAGUGAUUCAGAAGCCUUAGGCGUCAUCCGCCAAGCAAAGGACAAUUUUUAGAUCACAUACAAGAUUAUCAACUUGUUAUAGUAUAGGUGAUUCAGCUGUGUAUUAUUCUCUGCGGGUUUGGAUAUCUUGAAUUUCCUUUGGAUUCUCACCAAAAGAAAUAGCAAAUCCUGCCUUCUUCUAUUUGGAUUAAAAUGGUUUAAUUCUGUACCAGCUCAGCUUUUAUUUGCUGUGAAAACACUGCGUAGAAGGUAUUCAUUUUUGGUUCUGGUUCA
Molecule: messenger RNA, 1303 nt
Organism: Populus euphratica (Euphrates poplar)
Lineage: Eukaryota; Viridiplantae; Streptophyta; Magnoliopsida; Malpighiales; Salicaceae
Product: probable hydroxyacylglutathione hydrolase 2, chloroplast
Exons: 8
Coding region: 96-1082 (328 amino acids)
Molecular function (GO): hydroxyacylglutathione hydrolase activity
Source: RefSeq, a predicted model, not a curated record